AUGAGCGAAACCAAGGCCGAGAAACGCCCUCACACCGAAGAGAACGGCGAAGAUGCUGAAGUGACGGCCAAACAGUCCAAAGUCGACCAGAUCAAGGAAGCCAACAAAGAGAGUAAGUGUUUGACCAUGUUGUUGAGGGUACGGUAGGGCUGGUUGGGAAUGUUAUAGUACAGCAUAUGCUUAGUAUUAAGGAUUUUAGCUUAGUAUGUUAAGAGUAGUUAUAGAGUUAGCAAUAGGUCUAUAUACUUUAGUAUAAAAAACCAAAAAAUAAAAAUUAAAAAAAAUUUUUCAAGAAAUAGGGCAACUUUUAUAGGGAGAGGAGUAUGAGGGAGCGAGAAAUAUUUAGUGUUUUCGAGUACGUUAGUAAUGCACUUUUUGUAAACAUGUAAAUAAAACACAUAUGAAUGGAAUGCUAUUGCUUUCAUUGAGAUUAACACAAGUUUCUAGGCCAAUAAGUACUAAAACAAUAGCUAAUAAAGCUUUUACAUGGCUACUACUUUAAGGAUUUUAGAAAAAUCUUAGUUUUUAAAUGUUGGCAGGUACUGUAACUUCUAUAUGUACAUAAAUUCUAUUAAAAAUUUUUUAGUUAUUGUAUUUUAAAAUAUCUUUUUAGUAGUGUAACUUAAAGUACGUUGAACUUGUAGUACUAGUAGAAGAUUUAAUGUAAGUGUAGCUUUAUAAAACCUAUAAGCCUACUUAUUUUUAAAAUAAAGCACCUUAACCAACCUAGACUUAGCACAUUCCCUUUGCCAACGUAUUUACUAUAACAUGCUUGUUAUUCUGUCCACAGCGUAUUAUUGUGUUAUUCUUUUCAGAAGCCAAAGAGGUCGAAGAAGUAGAAAACGAGGAGGAAGGCGACGACGGCGAAGAGUCGUCGAACGCGGAAUCUGGCGCCGAAGACGAGGAGGAGAACGACGUGGACGACGAGGAAGAGGACGAUGUAGCCGGCGACGACGGUGACGACGCCGAAGACGGCGGCGAAGAAGACGAUGGCGAAGAAGAGGAGGAGGAGGAGGAAGAAGAGGAAGAGGAAUAG
Messenger RNA from Bursaphelenchus okinawaensis, 1036 nucleotides. NCBI's taxonomy places the organism in Eukaryota, Metazoa, Nematoda, Chromadorea, Rhabditida, Aphelenchoididae. The record is from the annotation of a GenBank genome assembly.